AUGAGUAUGCAGCAAAACUUGGAUCUGUUGAUCCAGAAAACCGCAUGUCCUGAAAAAGUCAAGGCGGAGGUAAAACUUCUAUCUGCGACUUACGCUCAAAGGAUAAACAUAAACCCUCAGCGUGACUAUACCUCCGGGGAAUUCACGGCCCUGCCAUACCGUACUAAGGGUGUUAACGUCGUUGGAACUGGACUUCACCGCGAAUUACAGUAUCCGGAAAUAUGUAUUUCUCAUGGUGCCAACGGUCGCUUCACCUACCGCCUAAACAGAUUACCUCCGAUCUAUUUUCGCUUCUUUCUCGGAGGAUCCUACCCUGCAGAUCCAAAUUUUAGUUUCACACUGGAGUCUGUUUGGUUAUCCUCGAUAUCUAUUGACUUACUCUCUUGUCGACUAACAGAAGAGAUACGCACAUUUAGUGGAGAUUUCGCUUUGAAGCACUGCUGCAAAUUUAUCGAAAAUCAAGUGAUUGACUAUCUGUUUGGUACCUCUGCAGACUCACCUAUUAACAUCGACUUAUUCGAAUAUGCGCAACUUGACGAGAUUAGCGAUGAUGCUGAAGGUGGAGACAGGAUCUAUCGACUAACGGACUUGAUAGUUGGUCACGAAGAACAGCUCAGGAAUCAGGAGUUUGCCAAUGCUUCUCACCAAUGUCCUAUCUGCUUCGAUGAGCCACCUGGCCCUCAGUGUAUUCGUUUCCGGAAGUGUGGUCAUGUCGUCUGUCGUAAUUGCGCAGCUGACCACUUUGCCACACAGAUUGAUCAGGGUGCAAAUGCCUGUCAGCCGACGUGUGUCUCGUGUGCGGAGACUGUUCGCCAACAGGAGGUAAGGAUUUGCCUAUAA
This is a messenger RNA of Dibothriocephalus latus, 840 nucleotides long. The record is from the annotation of a GenBank genome assembly. Lineage: Eukaryota; Metazoa; Platyhelminthes; Cestoda; Diphyllobothriidea; Diphyllobothriidae.